This is a messenger RNA of Cottoperca gobio, 2861 nucleotides long. It is a transcript of the gene map3k8, whose product is annotated as mitogen-activated protein kinase kinase kinase 8. The record is from RefSeq and is a predicted model, not a curated record. The transcript has 9 exons. Bases 421 to 1824 code for a protein of 467 amino acids. NCBI's taxonomy places the organism in Eukaryota, Metazoa, Chordata, Actinopteri, Perciformes, Bovichtidae. Gene Ontology annotation, molecular function: protein kinase activity; ATP binding. Gene Ontology annotation, biological process: protein phosphorylation.
GUAACCUGCACACUGCCAAGGAGGACGCCAUUGCUGCUCCAAAAAGAAGCGGAAAGGCGCAUGCGCGUGAUUUUGUCUACGGCAAUUGAAAGGAAAACACCCAACAGUUCUGUAGAAGGUGAUGUCCUGUUUCAGCAGUCAAGCCACAUGAAAUUUGUUUUUCAUCUGAGAAAACAGAAGAAAGGGAAAACGAAACCUACAAAGAGUAAAGCUCUGGCACCUGACAUUCAGCGUAUAGCCUACCAACUGCGCGCUGAUCAACUGCACUUCCUCAGUGUACUUCCUUCUAAACACACUCAAAUCUCUCAGACACUCAGUCACAGUGUCGGACGCUGAACACACACGAUGAAGAGACGACAGACGCGUUAAGCUUCACUCUCAAAGAGUAUUACGGGUGAGCAGCACAAGUCAAGCAUCAAGAUGGAUUACAAAUAUGACAAUGGAGUAGAACUGCUGUUGGCUCACAUGAAUUUAGAAGACAUCAUCAACGCUGCAGAGACUCUAUAUCAGCUUGAGGAAGACGAGGAGGAAGGAGGCUUGUCAUUCGAAGAGGAAGGUCUCUCCCAGGAGGAGAUGGAUGAGAACGAUGAGGCAGGGGACUCGAUGAGCUCGGGUCAGCAGAAGGACUAUGAUGAUGGGGUCGGUGGUGUUCGGUACGGUACAGUGACAGACCUCUUGUCCUUUGUCAACUUGCUCUCCAACAUGCAGACAGCAGCCCUGCAGCACCUGCCCGAGGAGAUGGGUGUCCUUCUGAACAAGAAGGACAUGGCUGUUAAAAAAGGCCGCUACCAGAUCAACAUGGACGUGCUACUUUUUCCAUGGAAAUUGUCCUACAAGAAUCACGGCACCAGCCUUGUGCCUAAGGGAUCAUUUGGGAAAGUUCACUUGGCUCAGGACACCACCACCAGGAAGAGAAUGGCUUGCAAACUGAUCCCUAUGGAGAACUUUAAAGCAGCCGACGUGGACUUCCAGGCCCGGUUCCGCCACGAGAACAUCGCUGAGCUCUACGGCGCGGUGCUCUGGGACCAGAGCGUCCACCUGUUCAUGGAGGCCGGAGAGGGCGGCUCAGUCCUGGAGAAGCUGGACAGUUGUGGGCCCAUGAGGGAGUUUGAAAUCAUCUGGGUGACCAAGCAAGUCCUGCGGGGCUUGGAGUACCUGCACUCGCACAACAUCAUCCACCACGACAUAAAACCCAGUAACAUUGUCCUGAUGUCAGACAAGGCAGUGUUGGUGGACUUUGGCCUGACAGUGCAGAUGACAGAUGAUAUAUACAUUCCCAGAGACCUGAGAGGAACAGAGAUGUACAUGAGUCCAGAGUUGGUUCUGUGUCGAGGACAUAACACCAAGACGGACAUUUACAGUUUGGGCACUACCAUCAUUCACAUGCAGACUUGUAGCCCUCCAUGGGUCCAGAGAUACCCGCGCACUGCCUACCCAUCCUACCUCUACAUUAUCCACAAGCAGGCCCCCCCUCGGGAGGACAUAGCGGAGGACUGCAGCCUGGCCAUGCGCUCUUUCCUGGAGCGAGCCCUGGAGAGGAACCCUGCUCUGCGGAGCUCGGCGUCCGAGCUGCUGAAGGACGAGGCCAUCAACCCGCCCAGGGAGGAUCAGCCGCGCUGCUGGAGCCUUGACUCAGCCCUGGAGGAGGCCAACCACAUCAUGCUACGGCAGCAGAGCCAGCACCAUGACACCACACAGGAUUCUUCUCUGUACUCUGAGGACUCCGGCCACAUGAAGAGAAAGGGCUCCUUGUACAUUGACCUGGGGGCCUUGUCCGGUUACUGUAAACUGGUGACCGGGCCCCCUAACUCAGAAUAUGGGUAGCACCAGACAACAGCUCACCCUUUUUUAUGUAGCUAAACUUUAGUCAAAGCCAACUACUUCUUAACCUUGUUUUACUGUUAAAUAUAUAAGACAGGUGGACAGUUGCAGGCGACAUGGCUCGUUGAUGAACUGCAAGUGUUUACAAGACUCGAGAUGAAUGGAAUAAGCUCAACCUUGAUGCUGAAAUGGACUGAUGUGACUCAACAGCACUGCAGGACAGUGGUUGGACGAGAAGUCUUGUGUAUUAUUAAGCAUUAACUGUCAGCUAUUGGUAUAAUUUCUCAGAGCUCAGUAUGUUCUAAUGCAUGCUAUAUUUCAGUGUUGUAGUUAACACAGUAAUCAGAUGUAUGCUGUUUUUUUCUCAUGAAACUAUGUCUAAUAGUCGUGGAAAAUAAAUUAUUUAUCACUAAACAUAUGUACGCUAUCUGUUAAAGUAUGUGUGCACUAUGCAAACAUGUCUAUGUAGUUCUUUAUGGACUUCCUCUUGUUAAUUCCUGUGGAAUAUUAAUAGCGUUAUGAUGCUAUGCUACAUCAUGACACUUCUGUGGAAUACUUGUGAUAUCUAAUUUGUCUUUUGUACAUCCUGUGAGGUGAGGACUGCUGUGCUUUUUACAAGAUAAAAAUUGUUACUUUUUAUUUUGUCUUUAGUAUUGAACAUAGAAAUUUCCUAAAGUUUGAAGAUGCAAUCAUGCAAUAAAUGCAAUCAAAUGGAAAUCUGUCUAUGAUAUUUCGGUUCUAUUUCAAGUAGAAAGUUAAACAGAUAUAGGAUAUGCAGUUUCACAACUAAGAGAGAUUCCGGCGAAAUUAAAAUCUUCACCUGAUCAGAAUGUUUCACAAUAAGGGGCGUAAAAUGUGUCCCUUUCUAUGCAAAUAUGUAUCACAAAGAUUAUCGGCGAUAGCCACAUGGAGUUACUGUGAAAUAAUUAGCAUCUCCAGAGAGUUAGUGGUAACUGAAGUGCAAUUCUUAAGGUUUGUCAAGCCCAGAUGUUCCUCCAUUUCAAAUCAUUGCCUCUUCUUUGAAUAAAUAGUUUACCUCU